Messenger RNA from Seriola aureovittata, 3180 nucleotides. It is a transcript of the gene tmem161a, whose product is annotated as transmembrane protein 161A. The record is from RefSeq and is a predicted model, not a curated record. NCBI's taxonomy places the organism in Eukaryota, Metazoa, Chordata, Actinopteri, Carangiformes, Carangidae. The transcript is spliced from 11 exons. Bases 114 to 1604 code for a protein of 496 amino acids.
GGGACAUUGAGCAGUUUCACAUGUCAGUUGGUUCAGCUGUCAAGACUCUACUGCAUGAGAAGAAGAAGCUCCAGUACAUAGUCAGGGUUUAACCACGUCUUUCGGGAGAAGAGAUGGCGCUGAUGGGGGUUCAGCUGGUGGUCAGCUUGCUGGCUGCCAGCAUUAUGCAGAGGAUGGCUCCACAUUGCUCAUUUGCUCGCUGGCUCCUCUGCAAUGGCAGUUUGUUCCGGUUCAAACACCCAUCAGAAGGAGAGCUGUGUGCAUUGGCAGGAAAGCAGAUGCCCAAACCAAACAGGAGAGACAGGAGACAGAAUGGGGAGAGCAAGCCCCUCACUGUGCCCAAAGACAUCGACCUUCACCUGGAGAAAGCUCCAGUCAACGUCAUUGACGCUCUUGUGCUGCGUUUUUUCCUGGAGUACCAGUGGCUGGUAGAUUUUGCAGUCUAUGCAACGGGUGUCUUCCUGUUCACUGAGUGUUAUUACAAUGUGGUGGAUGCAAGCAAAGAGGUCAACAUUGGAGCUAUCUGGUGUGUUCUGACUGUUCUCUUCAGUCUAAAGACCCUUCACACUCUGAUGAGACACUACUUCCGCUCUGAAGAGGGUGGCGAGCGAUCAGUGUGCCUUGCCUUUGGUUUUCUGUCUCUGCUCGUGGCCAUGCUGGUGCUGGUGGUCAGAGAGGACUACCUGGAGUUCGGCCUGGAGUCCGGCUUUUCCAACCUCUUCGACAACUUAGAAGUCUUUGCCAAACAGCAGGGUUAUGCUGAGUGGUCAAUCCCAGUUACUAAGCUGACAGUGAAGCUCGGUCUGGCUGCUAUCUGUGCUUACAUUGGUUCUCUGCUGGCUUUCCCCGGACUGCGACUGGCUCAGACUCAUCUUGAUGCUGUACAGAUGAACUCAGACCGCCCACUCAUCCAGAUUCUGCUGCACAUGAGUUUCCUGUCUCCAGUCAUUGUGUUGGUUUUGUGGGUGAAACCCAUUGCAAGAGACUUCCUGGCCAACGCACCCAUUGGAAAGACCUCCAUCACAAUAGUGCCCAGUGCAGUAUUUGACAGCAUGCGUCUGUGGAUCAUCGUGGUGCUGUGUGUUCUGCGCCUAGCACUGACUCGUUACCACCUGCAGGCGUACCUCAACCUGGCUCAGAAGUGGGUGGAGCAGAUGAAGAAGGAAGCAGGACGCAUCGCUGCCAUUGACAUUCAGAGGAAGGUUACACGUGUGUUCUGCUAUCUGACUGUAGUCACUCUCCAGUACCUUGUUCCUGUUUUUCUCAUCCUCUUCUCCACACUGUCACUCAAGGCUCUAGGGGACUUCUCUUGGGCAGUGGGUGCAGAAGAGACCCCCGGGGUGACACCGGCACUGGUGAUGCCCACAGCAGCGCCUGUGCUGCCCAGUGGUCUCGAUGAAGAUGAAGAGGGGGUGGAGGACAUGGAGGAAGACAUCCAGGCCACAGUAGCUCACCUGUCAGCGACCUUCACAGCGCUGCGGUCCGUCCUCACUCCACUGUUUUUCCGAGGCUUCUUCGCUUUCCUCACCUGGUGGGUGGCUGCCUGCCAGGUCAUCAGCUCUCUGUUUGGCAUCUACUUCCACCAGUACCUUAUGCAGAACUAACUGAGGAAAGCAGACUGCCACGCUGCUCUACCUGCAAUGCAACUCUCCAGCCCACAGCUAUUGUUACACUGCUGCGAAGGAUUGCAGAGGGAGAAGGGGGUGGGGGCAUUUCAUUAUAAAACAGAACUACAAACAGAAUGCACCAUGCUUUUGGGUUGUAACAGAAGAAUUGAUCAAAGUUUUUUGAGAGUACUGUCUAUAACAUCGGCCCCCUUGUUACCGUUACAACUUUUUAUGACCAGCAGGCUACUGGUAUCAGAUCAGAGAGAAUUGGAGCCUGUAUCGCAAAGCAAGUUAAACUUAGUCUCUCUAUCUUUGGGUUACCUGGCUUCACUAACAGUAGCACUCCUUGAAAACCAGUAUCUCAAAGCUGGUUAUCACUCUGGGUUGACUGAUCCAGUUCUGAGCACGUUUAUGCAACUUAACAUGCAACAUCAAAAGAAAACCAUAAGUGGAGUUCUUAAUAUAACAAAGUGAUUCCUGUGAAGGAAAACGACCUGAAAUGAUGACUCAGUUUUCCCAGUGAGCUGACUGGUCAGGUUAGCCAUGCAGCAUAGGUUACAUGAGUUAAGGCCAAAGACGGCUCAUCUUGCUUUGUGAUCCAGGCCCCUGAUCAUCUUCCAGCUACUUCAGCAGAACAUUUUUCUGCAACUUGUAUCAAUGCCAGUGUUACCCGAACCUUUCUUACUAGAACUUUGUUAGAUGCUGCAUAUAAGAUAUUUAAUGGUACCAAGUUGAGUAUUAUUAUGUGUUUCAAUGUAGAUAAGACGCUUUAUUUUUGUGAGGGACUCUUUGUCCCUCUUAAUGAACCGAUUCAAGAGUGCUAAAUGGUUUUGAUUUUUUUUUGUUGUCUUUUUCUGCUUUAAUGUUUUGACCGCAAAGAAGUAGUAAAGCUCAGAUCCAGCCUAUUGAAUUUAACGCAGCUGAACAUGAAUCAGUCCAAACUGUAGCUGAGGCUGUGUAUUAGCCAAGAACUGAAACGUGUUUGCUUUGACAUAAAGAGUUUCUUUCAGAAUUCCUAAGUGCCUGGGAGCUCAGGGAUUUUGGGCCAGUUUUAAAAUCUCCUUCCUCCCUGUUCAUGCGUAUUUAGAAUGAAUAAAAUCUGUUUAUAGAUACAAUUAACACUCCAAACUCAUUUCUGUGUUUCCUUUGAUUUUCAAACACUAUUCACUGGAAACAUUUUUGUUGCAGUGUCUUCGCUACAUGUGUUUUUAUUUUUUGCUGUCUUUAUUGCCAAUCAGUCAUGUGCAUGUAGGAUUAAUCAAAGUCUACUUUAAAUUCAUUUUGCAUAAGUGCAUUUUAUUUAUUUAUUUAUGAUACAUUGCCUCACAUAACUUGUGUUGUUUCGAAAUGAUACAGAUGCUGUCAUUCUGUACAUUUUUUAAAUUCUGUUUGUGGCAAAAGUUGAUUUUGUGUUUUUUUUUAAUAGAUUUGAAUUGAACGUUGUAAAAUCAUUAUACUGUGAAGUUCAUAUGAAAAUGUUGCUUUUUGAGAUUUUCUGAAUGCAUGGUGUGCAAACUUCUGGCUGUAACCUGAUCGUUUUGUUUGGCUUAAUAAAAAAAUUAUUUUCAUGUCA